CAAGCCUCCAACCGACUUUACCUCCCAACAUUCCCGUUCUUCAACCUCACCUACACGAAACCGACACCCUGCCCCCUGUCCCACUCCCCCACCUCAGCAAUGGCAGCUUCAGCGGGUUCGUAUUCGAAUCCAUUAAAGAAGUUCAAGCUGGUUUUCCUAGGAGAACAGAGCGUCGGCAAAACGUCACUGAUAACCAGGUUCAUGUACGACUCUUUCGAUAACAUGUACCAGGCCACUAUUGGGAUCGAUUUUCUGUCAAAGACAAUGUACCUUGAAGACCGAACCGUCCGUCUCCAACUCUGGGAUACCGCUGGUCAAGAACGCUUCCGUUCUUUGAUCCCCUCGUACAUCCGUGACUCUAGCGUCGCGGUAGUGGUCUACGAUAUCACCAACCGCACAUCCUUCCAAAACACCACCAAAUGGGUCGAUGAUGUUCGUGGCGAACGUGGAAACGACGUAAUAAUAGUGCUUGUGGGGAACAAGACGGAUCUUAACGACAAGCGGCAGGUUACUACCGAAGAGGGCGAGAAAAAAGCCAAGGAAUUCAAGGUUAUGUUUAUCGAGACUAGCGCUAAAGCUGGACAUAAUGUCAAGACUUUAUUCAAGAGGAUCGCACAGGCGUUGCCGGGAAUGGAGGGAACAUUGAAUGAGCCUAAUUCUGAGAUGAUUAAUGUUGAUAUCGACCGGAACGAUAGCACGCAAGCGGACGGUUCCUGUUCUUGUUAAUUCAAAUACCUUAUAAACGGUUUUUGGGGGCUUUUCUUCGUUGUAAGAUGGGAUUACAAAGUAAUUUUUGUUUGUCUCUCCUUGGUUAGCUUUAUUAUUUUAAACUUUCUUCUUCUCACAUUGUCAAAAAGACCGUAUAUCAUGGAUUUUCACUUGUUCCACUUUGAUUGUUACGACAGUCUAAGUGGUACAUGAAC
This is a messenger RNA of Tuber melanosporum (Perigord truffle), 923 nucleotides long. RefSeq lists its product as uncharacterized. The record is from RefSeq and is a predicted model, not a curated record. The transcript is spliced from 6 exons. Gene Ontology annotation, molecular function: GTPase activity; GTP binding. The coding region runs from base 100 to 726 and encodes 208 amino acids. Lineage: Eukaryota; Fungi; Ascomycota; Pezizomycetes; Pezizales; Tuberaceae.